AUGUCUUCCUCCCAACCUAUCAAGAUUCUCAUAGCCAAUCGAUCUGAGAUAGCAUGUCGCCUCAUCAGGACAUACUCGCUCUACUCGAGCGUCCAAACAGUAGCUCUAUUCACCCCUUCUGAGAAGGAUGCCACACAUGUGCGUCUUGCAACCGCAUCAGUGGCGCUCCCAGGAGAAGGUCCACGGGCAUAUCUGAAUGCGGCCAAUAUUGUCAACAUCGCGAAGAAAGAAGGAUGCUGGGGUAUCGCACCGGGCUAUGGGUUUCUGUCCGAAGACGCCGGAUUCGCUAGACUAUGUGAGGAUGAAGGUAUCAUAUUCAUCGGACCGUCGAGCGAGCAGCUGGCACAACUUGGAAACAAGAUUAGUGCGAGGUCUUUGGCCGCAAAUGCAGGCGUUCCUAUUCUUAAUGGCACGAAGACUACACGGGAUCGAGCUUCUUCCAUCACAGAUGUACUGGCAUUUGGGAAGAGCCUGAAACCAGGCAGUAAAAUCAUCCUGAAAGCCGCGGCUGGCGGUGGAGGGCGCGGUAUUCGCAUCAUUGAUGACAAUACAGAUGAGCAGGCGAUUCGCUCGGCUUAUGAAGCCUGUCAGCGAGAGGCACAGGCAUCUUUCGGCGAUGGAAGCUUGUUCGCAGAGAGAUACCUCUAUGGUGCUAAACACAUUGAAGUUCAGCUCCUUGGAGACGGCACUGGCCAAGUUUGCCAUUUCUGGGAAAGAGAAUGCUCGCUCCAGCGCAGAAACCAGAAGGUCGUCGAGAUUGCGCCUUCGCCCUCCAUUACGCCACAGCUCAGGCAAGCUAUCAUCGAAGCUGCGGUGAAUUUAGGAAAAGCGGUGAAGCUGCGAAGUCUCGCCACAAUCGAGUUCCUUGUCGACGCAGCAACCGACGACUAUUAUUUCAUGGAAGCGAACCCAAGGAUACAGGUCGAGCAUACCAUUACCGAACAGAUCAACGGCAUUGACUUGGUAGACUUACAGCUACAGGUUGCCUUGGGACGAACCCUGGUAGAUCUGCAAAUAACACGGGACCCUCCACCGCCUCGACUUACAUCCAUCCAGUUGCGCAUCAACGCCGAAAGUUUCAGGCAAGAUGGCACAGCGCAACCUGAAGCGGGGACUAUUCGACAAGGAUAUUUUCCUACAGGAGUGGGCGUGCGAGUUGAGACGGCUCUCGAAGGAGGCCGCCAGUAUGCUGUCAGCCCUUUAUUUGACAGCCUUUUGGCGAAACUUAUCGUCACCUCAUCUUCGUAUGAGUCGGCACUGCGGUUGGCUCGUCGAUCCAUCGAUGAGACAAGGAUAGUAGGAUGCAGGACAAAUCAGGCGUUUCUCAUGGCUUUGCUGGAUUUCCCAAUCGUGCAAGAAGGCAAGAGCAAUAUUUUGACCAUCCAGGAAAACUUCGCGGCUCUUUAUAGCGCCACACAGAAGUUUGAAGACGAAUUGCGUGUUAAAGUUGACAGUAACUCCGAAGAAACUACCUCGGUAACCAAGGAUGCUCCCAAAGUUGAGCGACCUGCAGGCUCUGAAGAGCUGCUCGCACUUGUCACGGGAGUUAUUCUUUCCAUCACAGUACGCGAAGGCGACAAGGUCACUGCUGGCCAAGAAUUGGUCGUUCUCGAGGCGAUGAAAAUGGAACAUUCCGUACAGAGCGCCUACAACGGUGUGGUGGCCAAAGUGGCCGUCAAGGAAGGACAACAAGUAACUGCCGGCGACGCACUUGUCUUCAUCAAUUCGGAUGGCGACAGUCCAUCCACCAGUACGCAAGACCUAGCCGAGGCUGAAGACCCACAGAAGCUCCGGCCGGAGCUGACGGAGCUGAACGAACGCCAGGCCUUUCUACGGUACGCCGGCCGCGAAGAUAACGUGGCCAACCGCCACGCAAACGGAUAUCUCACAGGUCGAGAAAAUCUUGACUUACUUGUGGACAAGGAUUCGUUCAUUGAAUAUGGAGACCUCGUGGUUGCGGCGCAGAGGAAAAGAUACCCCUUGUCACAUCUCAUCGCUCGAACAAGCGGGGAUGGCAUCAUCGUAGGUUGGGCGAAGAUGGACUCUCAUCCAGUCGCAAUGGUCAUUGGCGACUACCUGGUGCUUGCCGGAACGCAAGGACACUUUCAUCACCAGAAGUUGGACCGCAUCUUCCAAUCAAUCAUUGAUCAUCCCGCGCCAAUGGUGUUGUACGCCGAAGGAGGCGGUGGAAGACCCGGUGACACCGAUCACUUGGGCGUGGCGGGCCUAAAGACACCAUCAUUUGCACUGUUGGGUCAGAUCAGGGCAAGAGGGAUACCUUCGGUUGCAGUAGCAAAUGGAUACUGCUUUGCGGGCAACGCUGCGUUGUUGGGAACAUGCGACAUUGUCAUCGCUACAAGAGGCGGAUCCAAAGACGCGCCGCAGAGGAAGUCCACCACCAUUGGCAUGGGUGGUCAAGCAAUGAUUGAGGGUGGUGGCCUUGGCCGAUUUGAGCACGAAUAUAUCGGUCCUGUCGACGUCCAUGCGCGCUCUGGUGGCAUUGAUGUACUGGUGGACACCGAGGUCGAAGCGGCCUCGAUGGUCCGCAAAAUCAUUGCGCUGUUCACACAUCCUCGGCUGCCACCAGCGCAAAGUCCUUACACCGCGGAUCCACUUCGCCUGCGCACCGCAGUGCCACCACUAUCCUCUCGUCGCCGAGCCUACGAUGUUCGUCGUGUGAUCAACCUUCUCUUGGAUGACGAUAGCUUUAUCGAGUUCUGUCCCCAAUGGGGAGUUUCUGUGCUGACAGGCUUUGGCCGCGUCAAUGGCCAAGCAGUCGCCAUCAUAGCAUCUAACUCCUCAUCCAGUCUAGGUGGCGCUAUCGAUGUCGCGUCCGGAGCAAAGGUCAAUCGUCUUCUCCGUCUUCUCAUCCGCCUCGGAGGCAUGCAUGUCCUCAGCCUCUGCGAUACCCCGGGAUUUAUGGUCGGCCCCGAUUUCGAGCGCUCGCUCGAAGCUCAAGGUGGCGGAAGCACAUACCGCUGCUUUGGUGACUGGUUCGGCAACUCCCAAGAAUUUGCCCUUCUUGGUGGUCGCGUCUUAGGAGUCGUACUGCGAAAUGGAUUUGGCCUGGGUGCACAAGCGAUGCUGGGUGGUGGAAGUUUGAACAACAGCAUGUGCGUCGCCUGGCCGAGUGCCGUCUUUGGGGGCAUGGGGAUCGAAGGCGCUGUGAGGCUUGCGUACAAGAAAGAAUUAGAAGCUAUUGAAGAUCUUGAAAAGAGGAAGAAAAGAGAACAAGAAAUGAUCGACGCCAUGUACAGUGAAGGAAAGGCCGUGAAUAUGGCUAUGGCGUCUGAGAUUGAUGGUGUGAUUGACCCGGCUACCACGAGGAAAUGGCUCGAGCAGAUGAUUGAGGUGCUGCCUGAGAGAGUACCGACGUAUAUUAAGGCACGAAGACGUACGAAGAUAUGA
Exophiala bonariae is the source of this 3408-nucleotide messenger RNA. RefSeq lists its product as uncharacterized. The coding region runs from base 1 to 3408 and encodes 1135 amino acids. The transcript has a single exon. Gene Ontology annotation, molecular function: ligase activity; ATP binding; metal ion binding. The record is from RefSeq and is a predicted model, not a curated record. NCBI's taxonomy places the organism in Eukaryota, Fungi, Ascomycota, Eurotiomycetes, Chaetothyriales, Herpotrichiellaceae.